Messenger RNA from Frankliniella occidentalis (western flower thrips), 849 nucleotides. Its product is annotated as CST complex subunit STN1-like. The coding region runs from base 164 to 718 and encodes 184 amino acids. The transcript has 4 exons. The record is from RefSeq and is a predicted model, not a curated record. NCBI's taxonomy places the organism in Eukaryota, Metazoa, Arthropoda, Insecta, Thysanoptera, Thripidae.
CCUUGUGGGUAAAAUUGUAAGCUGUGAACUUACAGAAAAAAAACAAGGCAAAGCUGACUUUGGCGGCUAGGAGGACUUCAAUUAAACGUGUUUAGAAGACAAUCUAGAUUUGGAGUGGUGAUAGCACAUUUUGUUAUCUUAUUCACGUAUUCAAAUUAUAAACAUGGAUUUGGAAGAACAAAAUACGUAUGAAAACCCCGUUAAAAUAUUUAUUCGUGACAUCCAUAAAUUGAAGAGGAAUGAAAAUGAUACAAAUUAUUAUCACUUUUAUGACAAACUAAUUAGGAAAGUGGACAUAUUAGGAGUUGUGACUGAAGUGAGAAAGAUGAAUGAUUUUUAUUUGUACAGAGUUGAUGACUGCACUGGGGAAAUUUUGUGUAGGUAUAAUCACUUCUCUGAGAAAAAUUUACAAGAAGUACAAGAAACAGAGCAGCUGGAAGAGCUUGUCGCUGCUAAGAAUUUUCAGCAAGCAACAGAAUCUGGUGCUGCAAUGGAAUCUAUUUUAGGGGUAAUUUUUAAGAAAAGUAAACUCCAAACAAGCCCACUUGAACAAGGUGAAUGUGCACAUGUUCAAGGAUUCAUCAGCGACUUUUUUGGCACUCGAGAAAUAUGGGCAUUUUCAUUAUAUAAGGUGCUUUCUUCAGCUCAUGAGGUGGAUAGAGUAUUUGAGUUAUCAGCACUUUAUUCCAACGUCUACUCAAGAUUGGAUGGGGUAUAAUAUUUUUUCCUACUCGACAUUAUCUUAUAAACCGUAGCAGGGCAGGUGACAGAGAAUAGUCACACUCCCUGUUCACAUUUUGGCCAGUAUGUACCUAUAAUAUUUCAAUAAAUUAACAUUUUUUGUCAUAA